This is a messenger RNA of Fusarium graminearum PH-1, 321 nucleotides long. RefSeq lists its product as uncharacterized. The transcript has 2 exons. The coding region runs from base 1 to 321 and encodes 106 amino acids. The record is from RefSeq and is a predicted model, not a curated record. NCBI's taxonomy places the organism in Eukaryota, Fungi, Ascomycota, Sordariomycetes, Hypocreales, Nectriaceae.
AUGACGAAAGGAGCAGGAGAAGAGCAUGGACUCAAAUUAGGUCGGUUUCAGACCUCAAGGCUGGCUCUAGCGGGUCUACUGGUCAACCUUUCAGACAAGGGAACCGAGACUCCACAUUAUCCCGCUACAGCAUCCCUGGCAAAUAGCUUGUUUGAUGGAGACAGAGCUCAUGACGGAAAUAUGAUUGGAUCAAGACUCUCGGAGACCAAUGAAUCGUCGGAGCAGCAUGGGAGGGUAAAAAGGGGUGGGAGAUCAUCCUGUAGUAUCGCUGAAGCAGACGGGAUCGCUGGAUCCGACUUGGCUGAGUAUAGUCUGAAGUAA